AUGAGUAAACGAAAUUAUUCUCCGAAUGGAUUAAAAAGGAAUACGUUACAUAAAGCUGAUAUGCAAAAAGACAAACAACCAAAAUCCAUAACUCCGGGUACAAAACAAACGCGAGCAACAACAACUGGAAGAAAGAAGCCGGCACUUUUGAAACCGUAUUCGAAAAUUAAAAGUAAGACGGAUAAUGUUUGGAGAAUUUUGGCUCAUAUUGGAUCUGGUGGAUUUGGAGAUGUUUAUAAAUGUGAAUUGGAAGGAUGUUCAUCUGAUGAGGUUUCAAAGGGUUUACUGCAAAAUCAAGAUAUAAUUCAAUUAUUUUUCAGUUUUUCGCAAUGAAAACCGAAUCGCAUACUGCAAAAAUGGCACGUCUUCGUAUCGAACUCCAAAUCCUUGAAGAAAUUACAGCUUACUGUAUUAGAAAACAAUGUCCACAUCAUUUUUGUAAUCUUAUGGAUUCUGGAAAUACUUUAGAUUUUUUUGUAUGUUAUCUACACUAACAAAUCAUUUUUGCAAAAUCUAUUUUUUUCAGUGGAUUGUGAUGACUUUGAUUGGCCCAUCUUUGCAAACAAUUCGAAAAAUAUUGCAUAAACAGUUUUCGAAGACAACAACUCUCAAAAUGUCACUUCAAAUUCUGGAUGCGUUGAAAAUCCUACACGAUGUCGGAUUUAUUCACAGAGAUUUGAAACCGGGAAAUGUUUGUGUUGGUGUUCCGCCAGGAGAUGAUCAUGUCUUAUAUUUACUUGAUUUCGGAAUUUCGCGCAGAAUUUAUCGUUCAGCGAAAUCAAGAGAAUUAAGGGUGGGUAAACACUUUUGAAAAUGAUAUGAAGAACACUUUCUAGAAAGAGCGGAAGAAAGUUCCAUUUUUCGGAACACGAAAAUUCUGUACUCGCGCGUGUCAUCUCGAACUUGAUCAAGGAAGAAAAGAUGAUGUUGAAACAUGGAUUUAUACAACUCUUGAUCUUUUACACAAUGACAAAGGUCUUCCAUGGGCAAAUUGUUUUUCCGAUCCAGCAAAGGUAUUGGAGAAGAAGCUUGCGUUGUUCGAGAAUCCUUCGAAAGAACUUCAUACUUGUGUUCCACAACAAUUUUGCACUAUCAUCGAAUAUGUGAGAAAAUUGAAUUUUGAAGAUGAAGUUGAUUAUGCUUUCAUUGAAACUGAGAUUCAUAAUAUUGCAAAAGAAAGAAAUUUGAAUUUGAAAGAUAAAUUUGAUUGGAAAGGAAGAUUGGAAGAGUUGAUUAAAGAUAAUGAAGCUUCAAAGCAUAAUCGAAAGAAAGAAAAAGAUGAAGAUAAAGGAGAGGAGACUUUGAUGAUGGAGAGAUUACAACAAAAACUUAAAAAUAAUAAAAUGUAAGUUUUGAAAUACCUAAAAAUCUGGCUUCUAUUUAAUCAAUAUUUUUUAGUGCUGAUGAACAUCAAAAUGAUCGAACAUUUUCCAAAGAUGAUUAUAUCAGUGAAGGAAACAAACACAAAGAUACUGAAACUCGUAAAUUGAGAAAAAAACAUCAAACGAAAGGUGCUUUGAACAGUGAAUCGACAACGAAAAAGAAUGUACUUGAUGAACGGAAUUUUUGA
Caenorhabditis angaria is the source of this 1570-nucleotide messenger RNA. The record is from the annotation of a GenBank genome assembly. NCBI's taxonomy places the organism in Eukaryota, Metazoa, Nematoda, Chromadorea, Rhabditida, Rhabditidae.